CGCUUCCGAUUCCCCGCCCCGGGGAUGGGUCCCCAGUCGCCGCUGCCGCCGCUGGAGCCGGGGCGCCGCCCGCAGCGGGGCAAGUGGUACCGCCUGUCGCCGCGCGGGGACCGGCCCUGCGGCCGCGUGGGCCACGGCUGCGUCCUCCUGCCGGGCGGCGGCGCCGGCCGCGUCCUCAUCCUCGGCGGUGCCGACCCCGGCGGCGCCUUCGCGGACGCGCACUUCGUGGAGCUGGGCGCGCACCGAUGGACCGCGGCCGGGUGGAGCGGGCUGCGGCCGCGCUAUGAGCACGCCACGUUCGUGCCCGCUGCCGGGGCCCCGCGGGUGUGGGUCUUCGGGGGCGCCCACCCCGCCGGGAACAGGAGCUGCGUGCAGGUGCUGGACCCGGAAAUAGGAACCUGGGAGAGCCCUGAAGUGAGUGGGGAGCAGCCGCUGCCCCGGACGUUCCACACGUCCUCAGCAGCUGUAGGAGAGCGUCUGUACGUGUUCGGAGGGGGAGAGAAAGGAGCAGAACCGGUCAAAGACCAGCGGCUUCAUGUGUUUGACACAGCCACCCUGACCUGGUCCCAGCCAGAUACUCACGGUGACCCCCCUUCUCCUCGGCACGGACACAUCGUGGUUGCUGUUGGGACCAAACUCUUCAUCCAUGGAGGUUUAGCUGGGGACGUGUUUUACAAUGACCUGUUCUGCAUCGAUACAACUGACAUGAGGUGGGUGAAGAUACCAGCCACCGGUGACAUCCCGGGAGGACGAGCAUCCCACUCAUCAGCCGUGUUUAAAGACCACUUGUACAUUUUUGGUGGAAUAGGUCCAGAGGGGACACUGGACACCAUGUACCAAUAUCACACAGAGAAGCAGCAGUGGACACUUCUACAGUUUGAGUCCCCUCUGCCUGCUGGGAGGCUGGACCACGCCAUGUGUGUCAUCCCCUGGAGGGGUGGGAAGAGUGAGAACAAAGGAGCUGCCCCUGGGGAAGCCACAGCUGGUUCCCUGCCGAAGAGCCAGGAUGAGGGGCAUGCUGGGGACACAGUUGUGCAUCUGCUGUUGGUAUUCGGUGGGAUGGACACCCAGGGGGAGAUAUACGGGGACUGCAUCGUCAGCCUGAUCGAAUAGCAGAGCUGUGCUCCUGCACAGCACCAGCCUUUUCUACACACUUUUAUACUGUUGGGUUAUCUCUUUGCAAUAAAGAAGUUCUUACCCUCAAA
Messenger RNA from Strigops habroptila (Kakapo), 1205 nucleotides. RefSeq names its product Rab9 effector protein with kelch motifs (gene RABEPK). Gene Ontology annotation, molecular function: protein binding. The record is from RefSeq and is a predicted model, not a curated record. NCBI's taxonomy places the organism in Eukaryota, Metazoa, Chordata, Aves, Psittaciformes, Psittacidae. The transcript is spliced from 7 exons. Bases 25 to 1113 code for a protein of 362 amino acids.